AUGACUGCAGCGCCGGAAGCCAGGCCGGGGCUGCGGGACCAAGUGGGAGCCUGCGGGCUUCCGGGCCGUGAGGUGUGAGUCAAGGGCGGGGCGCAGUUGCCGGCGGAAAGGGCGCGGCGCGGUGGGCGGUGGCUGCCCCACCUCCCGGGCCCCUGGGCUUCUCCGGAAGCUCCCGGCCAGGUGCUCGCACCGGGCCGCCUUCGGGCUUGCUCUCUCCACAGUCGUCGGUCUCGGGCGGGGAGCUGGAGCCCCACGGACUAGUAGGGCACUCGAGGGGCCGCCUUUGCCCGAGGAGUCGCUCGAACUCAGACGUCGCAUCCUAGUGCGACCCCCACAGUCGGAGGUAACUAGGCAGAAGCCGCCAUGGAGCAGUGUGCGAGUGUGGAGAGAGAGGUGGACAAGGUCCUACAGAAGUUCCUGACCUACGGGCAGCACUGCGAGCAGAGCCUGGAGGAGCUGCUGCACUACGUGGGCCAGCUGCGGGCUGAGUUGGCUGGCGCAGCUCUUCAGGGGACCCCUCUCUCAGCUACCCUCUCCCUGGUGAUGUCCCAGUGCUGCCAGAAGAUUAAAGACACAGUGCAGAAACUGGCCUUGGACCACAAGGACAUUCACAGCAGUGUCUCCCGAGUGGGCAAAGCCAUCGACAGGAACUUUGACUCUGAGAUUUGUGGUGUGGUCUCUGACGCGGUGUGGGACUCGCGAGACAAGCAGCAGCAGAUCCUGCAGAUGGCCAUCGUGGAGCACCUGUACCAGCAGGGCAUGCUCAGCAUCGCCGAGGAGCUGUGCCAGGAAUCAACACUGAAUGUGGACUUGGACUUCAAGCAGCCAUUCCUGGAGUUGAAUCGAAUCCUGGAAGCUCUGCAUGAACAAAACCUGGGGCCAGCUUUGGAAUGGGCCACCUCCCACAGGCAGCGCCUUCAGGAGCUCAACAGCUCCCUGGAGUUCAAGCUGCACCGCCUGCACUUCAUCCGCCUCCUGGCAGGUGGCCCUGAAAAGCAGCUGGAGGCCCUCAGCUAUGCCCGGCACUUUCAGCCCUUUGCUCGGCUGCACCAGCGAGAGAUCCAGGUGAUGAUGGGCAGUCUGGUGUACCUGCGGCUGGGCUUGGAGAAGUCGCCCUACUGCCACCUGCUGGACAACAGCCACUGGGCCGAGAUCUGUGAGACCUUUACCAGGGAUGCUUGUUCCCUGCUGGGGCUCUCUGUGGAGUCACCCCUGAGUGUCAGCUUUGCCUCUGGCUGCGUGGCGCUGCCUGUGCUGAUGAACAUCAAGGCUGUGAUCGAGCAGAGGCAGUGUACAGGGGUCUGGAGUCACAAGGAUGAGCUACCGAUUGAGAUUGAACUAGGCAUGAAGUGCUGGUACCACUCAGUGUUCGCGUGCCCUAUCCUCCGCCAGCAGACGUCAGAUUCUAACCCUCCCAUCAAGCUCAUCUGUGGCCAUGUUAUCUCCCGAGAUGCCCUCAACAAGCUCAUUAAUGGAGGAAAGCUGAAGUGUCCCUACUGUCCCAUGGAGCAGAACCCAGCAGAUGGGAAACGCAUCAUAUUCUGAUUCUUGCCCAGAAGGAACUUUGUGGAGAGGAGUUUUUCACCCAUGAGCCUUGGUCUGUCUCACUGGGGGUGCUUGGCUUUGGUUCAUUGUGGUUUGUUUCAGGCUGAGGAGUAUCAGUGUGGGCAGGGGCCGGACCAGCCAAGGAGGGAGAUGGACCAACCAGCACCAGGCAGCUGGCUCCUUGGCUGUGAGGGCAGGAGAUGCUGGCCUCUAUACUCCAACUCAGCUUCUCUGCUUGUAUUUGCCAUUGGCUUUGCGGCAACCAAAGAGGGGCAAAGAACUUGGCCAGCAGCAGACAUCUUUCCAUCCCUACACUCAGCCAAGUCUCUUAGUGCCACACCACCUGUGUCCACUCUGGUUACUGUACAGCUUUCCAACUGUGUCCAUGUUCCACUGUAAAUAGUCUGGGUUGCAAUUGAAUGCCGUUGUUUUAUAGCUGAGCAAAUACAUUCAUAGGCCUU
Molecule: messenger RNA, 2006 nt
Organism: Manis pentadactyla (Chinese pangolin)
Lineage: Eukaryota; Metazoa; Chordata; Mammalia; Pholidota; Manidae
Gene: RMND5B
Product: required for meiotic nuclear division 5 homolog B
Exons: 10
Coding region: 364-1545 (393 amino acids)
Biological process (GO): proteasome-mediated ubiquitin-dependent protein catabolic process
Cellular component (GO): cytoplasm; GID complex; nucleus
Molecular function (GO): ubiquitin protein ligase activity; protein binding
Source: RefSeq, a predicted model, not a curated record